GACGUCAUCAACCGGAAGUACUCGCCACAGUCAGUGUUAAAAGACGCUCACAAUGAGCUUGUUGGCGGUUCUAAGUGUACGUUAAAGGAUUUAUGAAAUAUUUUUCCUACAGUUUAACCAAGUUGGUUUUGGUGACAUGGUGGGCUUUGACCCCAGGGCACAGGGGGUCCCUCUAAGCGCCCAUGAGGCAGCUUUGGCUGGGUCGGCCGCUGGCACGGUCACCCGAGCUCUCAUCAGCCCCUUGGACGUCAUCAAAAUACGAUUUCAGCUGCAAAUUGAGAGUCUGUCCUCCACGACGCCGGGUGGGAAGUACUGGGGUAUACUUCAGGCAGCACUCCGCAUUCACUCUGAAGAAGGCCUCGCCGCUUUUUGGAAGGGUCACGUCCCUGCGCAGCUGCUUUCCAUUUGCUACGGAGCAGUGCAGUUUGCCACUUUUGAGCGCCUCACCAAGUUGGUCCAUGACAAGACCAUUUUGGACAGUCAGACAUCAGGCGUUCACUUCCUGUGCGGUGGUUUGGCCGCCUGCUCAGCUACGGUGGCAUGUCAGCCUUUGGACACGCUCAGGACGCGUUUUGCCGCACAGGGCGAGCCCAAGCUGUACAGGAACCUCCCACACGCCGUGAGCGCCAUGUGGCGGUCAGAGGGUACACUGACAUUCUACCGAGGCCUCUCUCCGACGCUCAUCGCAGUUUUUCCAUAUGCGGGACUGCAGUUUUUCUUCUACAAUGUCUUCAAAAGGCUUUUGGCGUCUCAUCUCGCCACUGGCAAGUCUGAAGAAAACCUGAAAAGUCUCCUGUGCGGAAGCGGCGCCGGAAUGAUCAGCAAAACAAUCACAUACCCAUUCGAUGUUUUCAAGAAGAGACUGCAAGUUGGAGGCUUUGAGGAGGCCAGAGUUCACUUUGGACAGGUGCGGCACUACCGAGGCUUGGCAGAUUGCGUGUCACGGAUGACCAAAGAGGAGGGCGUGCGAGGCUUUUUUAAAGGCCUCUCUCCCAGCCUGCUCAAGGCGGCACUGUCCACCGGCUUCACUUUCUUUUGCUACGAAAUGUUCCUCGACGUGCUGCGAGAACUCAAAAAAGACCGGCAAAGGUAGCCGAGAUGUCGUCACUUGUUUACAAAACUGGGUGCGGUGGUAGGAAUAUUUACAUUUAUUUAUCAUAUUUUGUUUUUAAGCAAAUACCAUCAUGGAGUUAUUUUCAUAUGAAGCUGAAUUUUGCACUUUUUCACCAUCGGCUUUACAUUUGCGUACCUUGACUUAUGAGUUCUCCUACCUACAGAAAGGAUGCCACAAGCAAUUAUUUUGAUAGUCGAUUAAUCACUGUUUAUUUUUACCAUUGGUCGACUAAUUGGGUAAUAUAUUAAUCACGAGAUAGAACUCAUGAUUUAAAAGUUGGAUUAUGAAAAUCAUAGUGAGUAAAAAGCAGAUGUUUGGAAAUAUCCCAUUUGGAUUCAUUACAAAUAUCGGGGUGCUAUCGUCAAGGAUGACAGAUAUUAUUUAGAUCUAAAAUUAUAUUAAAUAAAAUAAAAAAAUGUGUUCUUUUAUAUUUAAAAAUGUUCUCUAUUAGGAGGUUCAAAAAGAGGAUUUGUUCAAAUUUCAGGUCAACGAAACGAGUCAUUGACGAUCAGAUAGUUGGAAAUACAUUUGAUCCUCAAUUAGUUUAAUCAACCACUCAUGGCAGCCCUAGUUAUAAGCAAUUAGCUAUUACAGUUUUAAAGUCUUUGUAGAAAGAAAGGUGUAAAAUUUACCUUGCCAUCCUGUGAUACAUGACCAUUCUUUAUUUUUCCGAAAAACAUUGUUAUGGUGAUCUUUUCCUAAAUAAAUAUAAACACCUCAAUUUUUCAACUUUAAUAGCGCACCUGAUGGUACGCCACAUCCCCUCAAUUCGACAAAAAAACUGGAAUUGUUCAUUAGAGAAGCUGAACUGGACUAUAACUCACGUGUCCCCACAUUCUAUUGUGGAAUAUUUACACCAAAGCUCAUUAGCAUGCAAAAAAUAUCUGGACCAUAAGCCGCAGUGUCCCAUAAUUAUGGUCAAUGGCUUUAAAGUUUAGCACUUCAUCGGGCAAUUCUAGCACCGUCAAGGCAGCCAAUGAUUUAAGAACACUAUUAUGGGUUUACAGAAUUUCCAUUCCAUUUCUUGGGAAAAGCUAAUGUGAGCCAAGUAACCAACUUGACGAAAACAGCUUGAACUCAUAAGUCAAGGUGGCACUCUACUCAUACAGUUAUAAAUGCCUAGUGGACUCGAACGCACAAUAAAUGUGAUAUUUAUCAAGUGAAAAGUGUUGUUGGGUCAAUUAUGAGUUGAUAAAGUGGUGACAACAGUAUUUUAUUGAGUUGGAUUUACAGCAUAGGAAUAGUUGAAAUGAACAAAGUCAAGUCAAAGUACAUUGAAAAUUUGCAAAUACCAGUAAAACACUUAACAUUCAAAUUACAUAAGCAAACAACACCAUGCAAGAACAUCACGUAGUAAUGUUGAAAUACACAACAGUCAAUUAGCAAAGUUCAAUUAUUAUUAUUUUUUUUCAAAAUGUCAUUAGAUUUUGAGGGCCUUGAAGCAAUCCAAUGAUUUCAGUGAAUGAAGUUUGGUUAAUUCUGUUUUUUAAAGGUCACCCAGUAAGGCCCAUGCUUGGAUGGACACUAGAAUAUAUACAGUAUUUAUUUACAGUGGGGCAAAUAAGUAUUUAGUCAACCACCCAUUGUGCAAGUUCUCCUGCUUGAAAAGAUUAGAGAGGCCUGUAAUUGUCAACAUGGGUAAACCUUAACCAUGUGUUUGAUUUUUAAAGAAUUUAUUUCCAAAUUAGAGUGGAAAAUUUUUGGUCACCUACAAACAAGCAAGAUUUCUGGCUGUCAAAGAGGUCUAACCUCCUCUAACGAGGCCUAACGAGGCUCCACUGGUUACCUGUAUUAAUGGCACCUGUUAUAACUCAUUAUCGGUAUAAAAGACACCUGUUCACAACCUCAGUCAGUCACACUCCAAACUCCACUAUGGCCAAGACCAAAGAGCGGUCGGGGGACACCAGAGACAAAAUUGUAGACCUGCACCAGGCUGGGAAGACUAAAUCUGCAAUAGGUAAAGCGCUUGGUGUAAAGAAAUCAACUGUGGGAGCAAUUAUUAGAAAAUGGAAGACAUACAAGACCAAUGAUAAUCUCCCUCGAUCUGGGGCUCAAUGCAAGAUCUCACCCCGUGGCAUCAAAAUGAUAAGAAGGGUGAGCAAAAGUCCCAGAACCACACGGGGGGACCUAGUGAAUGACCUACAGAGAGCUGGGACCACAGUAACAAAGGCUACUAUCUGUAACACAAUGCACCGCCAGGGACUCAAAUCCUGCACUGCCAGACGUGUCCCCUUGCUGAAGCCAGUACACGUCCAGGCCCGUCUGCUAGAGAGCAUUUGGAUGAUCCAGAGGAGGACUGAGAGAAUGUGUUAUGGUCAGAUGAAACCAAAAUAGAACUUUUUGGUAGAAACACAGGUUCUCGGGUUUGGAGGAGAAAGAAUACUGAAUUGCAUCUGAAAACACCAUACCCACUGUGAAGCAUGGGGGUGGAAACAUCAUGCUUUGGGGCUGUUUUUCUGCAAAGGGACCAGGACGACUGAUCUGUGUAAAGUAAAGAAUGAAUGGGGCCAUGUAUUGAGAGAUUUUGAGUGAAAAUCUCCUUCCAUCAGCAAGGGCAUUGAUGAUGAGACGUGGCUGGGUCUUUCAGCAUGACAAUGAUCCCAAACACACAGCCAGGGCAACAAAGGAGUGGCUUCGUAAGAAGCAUUUCAAGGUCCUGGAGUGGCCUAGCCAGUCUCCAGAUCUCAACCCCAUAGAAAAUCUGCGGCGGGAGUUGAAAGUCUGUGUUGCCCAACGACAGCCCCAAAACAUCACUGCUCUAGAGGAGAUCUGCAUGGAGAAAUGGGCCAAAAUACCAGCAACAGUGUGUGAAAAGCUUGUGAGGAGUUACAGAAAACGUUUGGCCUCUGUUAUUGCCAACAAAGGGUACAUAACAAAGUAUUGAUGAAGUUUUGGUAUUGACCAAAUACUUAUUUUCCACCAUGAUUUGCAAAUAAAUUCUUUAAAAAUCAAACAAAGUGAUUUUCUGUUUUUUUUUCCACAUUGUCUCUCAUGGUUGAGGUUUACCCAUGUUGACAGUUACAGGCCUCUGUAAUAUUUUCAAGUGGGAGAACUUGCACAAUUAGUGGUUGACUAAAUACUUAUUUGCCCCACUGUAUACAUGUUCUGUUUUUAAUGAGUGCUUAAAUGAAUUUACACUGACUCUGAUUAAGUUGAAAUGUGUAUGUGACAAGAAACUAUGCUAGUGUGAGUUGAACUUCAUUUGGAUUAAAAUAGUGAUUUGGCGCUGAGAAAGUGAGUUGCAUUGCUCCCUUUAGGCAAAAGUAAUGUUUUGCCACCAAGUUCUGAAAGUACUAAGAAACUCUCCGAUAUAGUGGGAGUGAAAUAGUGUUGUGCCGCCAUCUUUUUGCGUUGAGUGAUAGCCACAAACCAUUAAUGAAGUUUUGUCAAUUGCUUUUAGAUUAAUGAAGCAAGCCCCACUGCUAAAAAGAAACAAAUCCACAAAGGACCAAUAAAUUACAAUUUUUUGAAUAUGAAAAAUUUUGAAAUUAGUGCAGAUGACAAACCAAUAAGCGGUUUCACAUGUUGGGUCCCCCAAGAAAAAAUAAACAGCAGAAAAGCAGCCACAGUCAAAGCAUGGCUUUGUCUUUAACCCAUUUGCAUCAUCUCACUGACUGCAAAAAUGAGUUAAAUAUGCUAAUUCUUUUUUAAAUUGUCACAAAUUUCUGCCCUGUGUGACCUUUGACCUCAUGACCUCUUCUGUUUCAUAUUGUAAACGUAUCCUGCGAGUUUGAUGGGAAUCCCUUUAUUCUUCCUUGAGUUAAAGACAUAAGCAGCCGAGUAAUUUAACCUCUGCCUUCAGUAAGUUUGACCUACUGGCUGAAGUCAUAAGAUAUCAAAAAAAAUUUAGGCGAACUGGUGAAUCCACGAAUAUGUGCACAUAUAAAUCAAUAUUUACACCAUUUUUCCCCCCCACAUCCACAGCAGCCAAGUGAGACGUUCAGAUACGCGUGAAAUCCCGACGCCAGCUCAUCAAACAAAACGUACGUGCGUUACGCGACUCCAUCACCACACGUGAGCAACCCCAGUUAGUCUCUGUGGGCUUUUUAUUGACGUAUUAAUCUUAGGAAUGUAUGCUACACGUAAUCCAGCAAGCACGCCGACCGGCGCUUCCGUCUUUUUGAGGCCCGCGACUCAUUUUUCGGGACUCGAUCCCUUUGGGCCGCGGCGAGUUAAGACCACCGUCUCGCCGAAAAUUUCAUUCGGGCUGCGGGCUGGAGUUCCACGAGAAAAAGCUGGGCAGUUUGAAAAUGGAAUCACGCCGACCCUGCGGGUCGGGCAGCGUCAGGGUCUCGGGGGCGGACUUCUUGCGGGGGCGGUCCUUGGGCACGCUGAGGAACUCUGGGGCCUCGGUGGACAGGGGCGUGGACGGGGCACUGUUCGGUCCGCCGCGGGCGCCGGACACCAGCGCCGUCUCGCUGAUGCUGAUGGUCGGCGGGAAAGUGCCCAGCUUCAGGUUGGUGGCCUCCUGCGUAGCGCGCUCAUACUCGCGCACCUCCUCCAUGCUCAUGUCUGACGGCAAAUACACAACACAUCGUUGACGACGAUAGAUAUCCAAUCCAUUUGGACUGGAAGAAAAUUGGAUAAUCGCUGCCAGCAUCCUCCCAGUCCAAAUGGAUUUGACACGUCUAUCGCGGUCAACGGCACUGACACUUUAAAAGAAAUUUUCCAGUAGUACUGUAGUUCUUAAACAUUUCCUGAAACACUUUUUCUAAAAAUACAAAGUACCACCAUAAUUAUUGCAGCAGUCAAACCAGCCCAAGUAACCCCCCAUCCCCUCAAAAAUAUUGUGCUCCAUUUUUUGCUAAAAAAAACAUUUAAAUACAUUUUCUCUAGUUCUCAAGGAAGGGUCGAUAAGAGAAAUCAGACAAUGUUUAUAGUUUUUUUUUUCAUGAAUGAAAUGAGAAUUUUUAUUUGUAUGUAUGUUUUAUAUAUUGUAAUUUUUUAUUCAUUUCAGGGUUUAUGCGGAUCAUUAAAAAGCAUUACAAGUCAUUAAAUGGGUUAGUUUUAUGUCGAAAUUCAGGCCUUAAAAGGCAUUAAACUAAAUGUUCAAGGCUUUAAAAAUUAUGUUAACCGGGUUAAGAGAACACAAGAUAGAAUCGACUCUCCCCUAUAAUUAUCGGCUACCCGAUAAUAUUGGCCGAUAAAGAUGCACGCAUUGAACACAAGUAGGGUUGUUCCGAUCAUGUUUUUUUGCUCCCGAUCCCGAUCAUUCUAGUUUGGGUAUCUGCCGAUCCCGAUAUUUCCCGAUCCGACUGCUUUUUUUUUUGCUCCCGAUUCAAUUCCAAUCAUUCCCGAUAAUUUUUCCCGAUCAUAUACAUUUUGGCAAUGCAUUAAGAAAAAAAUGAAUAAAACUCGGACGAAUAUAUACAUUCAACAUACAGUACAUAAGUACUGUAUUUGUUUAUAAUGACAAUAAAUCCUCAAGAUUGCAUUUACAUUAUUAACAUUCUUUCUGUGAGAGGGAUUCACGGAUAGAAAGACUUGUGACUUUGUAUAUUGUGACUAAAUAUUGCCAUCUAAUGUAUUUGUUGAGCUUUCAGUAAAUUAUACUGUAGCCAUGCCCAAAUGCAUGAUGGGAAGUGGAACCAUGACUGUGUGUAGUGCUACGAAUUUAUAUAUCUUCUCUGCGUUGGGAAAUAACAUAAGGUGUUAAGAAAAAGAUCAAUUGCUACCUUGCUUCCCCACAUUGCUUCCCAUGAUAUUUCUAAUCGUGGGAAGAGGUAUUGUAAGGCUUUAGCCAAUUAAAAAAAGGCUCCAAAGGCUGCCAAAUUCACUCUACUCAUUUUACGCUGCUUUUUAUCUCUCUAGGUAAAACGGCGCCAUUACAGAUAGAGCGCGACAAUGCGUGAGUGGGUCGUGCAGCGCAUGCAUUAAUGGCGUUAAAUAUUUUAACGUGAUACAUUUUUAAAAAAUUAAUUACCGCCGUUAUCGGGAUAAAUUUGAUAACCCUACCUUAAGCCUAAUCUAAAGACUCUGGAUGAGUGUAACAUAUUAUGUCUGUAACGUUAAAUACAAUUAGAAAACAAUUUAAUAAAAAAAAAUAUAUAUAUUUAAAAAAAGGCAUGGCCGAUAUUUUUUUGCCGAUUCCGAUACUUUGAUAAUGACGUGAUCGGACCCGAUUGACCGGGAUGCCGAUCGAUCGGCAUCUCUAAGCACAAGUAUUUAAAAUGAUGUCACACAAUAAUGACAUUGGUUUAGGUAAUAUAUAAUAUAAUAUAAUAGUAUGCGUGUUGCCGUCAAAGCGAAUGCAUAAGGGCUGGUCACAGCUUAGCACAGCAUUUAUGCUUAUUGACAAAUAGAGGUCUCCAGACUAGGAUGCAUGGGAUUUGUUAUGUGAGCAGACCGUUUGCAUUCAUGGUGGAAAAAUUAAAUGAACGAUAAAUUAUUGAAAAAUAAGGAAUUAUAAACACGUCAUUCACUGUUCUGAAACUGUACCUUUGUUAUUUUGAGCAAGAAGCACCGUGUGAGCCAUGUGUGAUAUGGCAGUGCCUUAUUGGGCACUUGAUCCAAAAAAACUGAUGUUUGCACUAUUUUGAUUUCCACAAGAAAUACAGCUUCAGUUGAAGUUUUUUUUCUCAGAAUGUUUAUGGGAAAACCUGGUUGUUGUUACAUUUAUCAUUAUUAAAGUAUUCAGUGGGGCAUCACAAUACAAUUAGUCAUAAUAUAUGUUAAAAAAAUUGCAUACAUCGGUAGCGGAUUUUUGGAGUUGGACAAUAUCGGGAUAUCACUCACUGGAAAAAAAAAAACUCAUCGCACAACUCACAAUUUGUGUUUAUGAAGCUAUCUGCAGUUGGGCAAGGGCAUUAAAAUUAGUUUAAAGUGGCAUUAAAAAGCGUUAAAAGAGAUUUGGCGAUACCUGUAGUAACCCUGUAUUCAUUAAAAAUAUUUAAAAAAUAAAAAACAAUAGUUGCUGUCUACCCCCUUUUUUAUUUAAAAAUGUAAACAAGUAAAAAAAAAAAAAAAAAACAUUAAUCAAAAUUGAUGAUCAUAGAAAUAUUGUUUCUCGCGAAAAUAAAAUUUUUAUUAAGAAAAGAUCCAGGACUAUUUUCAUUUUUAAUUCAAAAUGAAUUAAAAGAUAAUAAUAAUUUAAAAAGUGCUGUUUUUUUUCUUUUUUUAAUAAACUUUUCCCCCUUCAAAAAUAAACCAUUAAAAAAUAUAUAUUUAAAAAGAAAGUUUUCCCAUUUUGUGUAUUUACUAAAAAUGUAAAAAAAAAAAAAGAAUCAAAUACCUAAAAAAAUAGAAAAUAUAUACAUUUUUUGCACUUUUGUUUUUGCCAGGAAGAGGCUCAAAAAAGAGGAUGUAGACAUUUUUUGGGUCAACAAAAUCUAAUGUUCAUCAACUAUCAACCUAGUAGUCGAUUAGUCACUUAAUUGUGGUAGACCUUGUUAGCAAACCUAAUCAUCCUCCGAUGGAAAUCAAAACUACGACUUGUCCCACCACAUAGCUGACUGACACUAUCAAUUCAAAUUUUGUAAGGUCUGAGAUAAACUAUUUGAAAACCAUGCGAAGGGUUUAAGGGGGGUGGCCUAGUGGCUGAAAAGUGUCAUUGCAUGUAAUCAACUUUCCUACAUAUGAUUUUAAAAUGAGUUUUCCGGUAAAAUAUUGUCUAUAAAAGUUGUGAAGCAAUAAAACAACAAAGUGAAUGAAAUGAACAAAAAACGAAAAGAACCACCUGAGGACCGAAGAGGCAAGAUGGAUGUACGUAAUUAUUUUCAAACCUAGCUUUCAAAAGCGACAAUAACUACAGAGCAAGAACCAAGGAUUGAAAAUGUGGACCAUGAAACGCCAGAGAGCACUGCCAAAAUGGUGAGCGUAGUUAGGCCUGUCGCGAUAUAAAAUUUUAAUGUGCGAUAAUUUAUCUCAUAAAUUAUUGCGCCCCCCCCAUUUAAAAAAAAAAAAAAAAAAACAAUUUACAAUAAGACAGUGAGAAAUUAGAAUACAGUAUAUAUUAUUAAUAGAUCAAGUACACCCAUAUAAACGCGAUAAAUAUUUACUCCUAAAUUCAAAAAUACUUUUUAAGGAAUCACAACUAAAAACAAUAGACCAUGCCUCUUAAGUAAAAGACAACAUUAUUAAUACGGCACGGAAACACAGAAUAAAUAAAAUGUGUUUUUCAAGAAAAAAAUAAAAUUGCACUUAAUAACUUAAGCAUUUAGGCAAAUGGAAACUUUUCCUCACAUAGCUUCUGCAGUGGUGUUCCAUAGGGAUGCAACGAUACAUUUAAGUCACGGUUCGGUACCAAUUUUCGAUACGGGGGACAUAAUUUUCGAUCCGAUUCAAUACAUUUAAUGCUCUGGGGGGAA
This is a messenger RNA of Corythoichthys intestinalis (scribbled pipefish), 9420 nucleotides long. RefSeq names its product solute carrier family 25 member 19 (gene slc25a19). The transcript has 7 exons. Gene Ontology annotation, molecular function: thiamine transmembrane transporter activity; NAD transmembrane transporter activity. Gene Ontology annotation, cellular component: mitochondrial inner membrane. The record is from RefSeq and is a predicted model, not a curated record. Lineage: Eukaryota; Metazoa; Chordata; Actinopteri; Syngnathiformes; Syngnathidae. Gene Ontology annotation, biological process: thiamine pyrophosphate transmembrane transport; NAD transmembrane transport. Bases 137 to 1093 code for a protein of 318 amino acids.